UGCCCUGGGGUGCAUCAUGCUGCUGGUACAGAAGAUACUGGAGCAGGAGUGUGUGUGACAGACAGUAGUGAUUCCUGCAUGCACCAUGUAUUUUAUUGUCUGAGUUUGUUGUGUGGGGACCUGCUUGAGAGACAGGUACAGAGCAGCCUCUCAGCUGGGACCUGUUUUGACUUCUUGUGCCUGUCACUUGCUGUGGAGUAGAAAGUCUUUUUUCGAAAGAUGUUUUUGGGGUUGCUUUUUCAAGACAGGCUCAGUAGAACUCAAAGCACAUAUGGCCCAAAAUAACCCCAGUUUCAAACACAGCUGCCUUCCAGCUAUUCCUACCUGUGCCUUUCUUUUCCUUGCCACUGGAUAGCAUGUUAUCAGAAUUGCAAACAUAGCUUGUACUUCAACAUAAUUCACAGGGCUAGGGCUUCUACAGCUCUAUUUAUGACGUGUGCAGCAGUAGUAAAACAUUUUCCAGUACUUCUAGAAGACUUCAAUUCUUUCUGUGAGGUACUUAGUCCGUUUCUCUGAGAGUUAAAAGGGCAGGCAGUAAGAGGACUCUGUUUUCUGUUUGAAGGAUACUGAGGCACGGAAGUCUGGUGAGAAGCGUAACAGUCAGCCUGAAAAUGUAAUUUUGAGCUAUUCCUGAGUUUCUGAGACUAAAGAAGUUUGUCAGAAGGGAGUAUGGUUUUGUGCAGGCUUCAACACCAACAUGCAAACAAUAGGACUCUGGAGACAGAAUUUCUGAACUACAGGAAUGGAGACCAGUCAUCUACAGAAAGUGCACAGACACUCUCUGGCUGCUCCUCUUCUGUCUUUUCUGGGCUGGUUUGAUGUUUAUAAGUGGCUAUGCUGUGGUGGCUGGUGCUGCAGAAAGGCUCGUGCUUGGAUAUGACAGCUUUGGGAACGUAUGUGGUCGGAAGAACACUCCUGUAGAAGGGGCAAAUCUUUCUGGAUUGGAUAUGACUAAUAAAAAGUAUGUAUUCUUUCUGAAUUCAUGCAGCCUGGAAAUACAAAGCCUCAAAAUCAGUUCACUUUCCUUGUGUGUGUCAAGUUGUCCACAACAGCAACUCAACUCUUUGGAAGAUCUCCAGAGUUUUGCAAGGAAUAAUGGUUCUUUUCUUUGCAUUUACAACCUGAAUGUUUCCAAUUACACACUAAAUCCAAAGGCAGCUCAGCUGUGUCCUACACUGCCAGUUCCACCAAGUAAGUCCUUUCCAUUGUUUAAUCGAUGUGUUCCACAAAAUCCUGAAUGCUAUUCCAAAUAUGCAUCUGUCCUAAUACAUAUGGUUAAUGAAAUGGAUGUUUUUCACCGAAUUCUGAGUGGAAUAUUGGCAGGAAGAGAUACUGUGAUAGGACUGAGUGUCCUUGCACUAGCCUUCUCUUUGAUACUGGUUUUAGCCUUCAGAUUCAUUCAGACCCUCCUCAUCCAUACUCUGAUUGCGCUGGUUGUAUUCGGGUUGCUGUUUGUCUCAGGUGUUCUCUGGUGGCUCCAUUACGACUACAGGAGUGACCCCAGCACUGAACUGGAAACAGAAAAGGAAAAUGCAAAGUUUCUACUUGGAUAUGCCAUCUUCUCAACAAUAGUUACUGUUGUUCUGCUCUCCCUUAUACUUGUACUAAGAAAGAGGCUUCAGCUUGCUGUACAGCUCUUUCGAAUUGUUGGUAAAAUCAUUGGCAGAAUUCCUUUCCUCCUCUUCCAGCCAUUCUGGACCUUUCUGAUUCUCGUUGUGUUCUGGGUAUUUUGGGUUGCUGUACUACUUAGCUUAGGAACUGCAGGUUCUGCACAGUCCACUUCAGGAGGACAAGUAGAAUACAGAGCUCUGUCUGGAAUUUGCUACAUGGCAUGGUAUCAUUUUGUUGGCCUUAUCUGGAUUAGUGAAUUCAUUCUUGCCUGUCAGCAAAUGGUGAUUGCUGGGGCAGUGGUUACUUGUUACUUCAACAGAAAUAAAAAUAGCCCACCACCUCAUCCAGUGCUGUCUUCCAUAUCAGUUCUUUUCUGCUACCAUCUAGGAACUGCUGUAAAAGGCUCAUUUCUAAUCACAAUACUGAGAAUACCAAGGAUUGUUCUCUUGUACCUUUACAGUAUCCUAAACCAAAAGAAGAAUGCAAAGUGCCUGUUCAACUGCUGUUUCUGCUGCGUUUGCUUCCAGGAAAGUUGCUUAAGAUACUUUAACCAGCAUGCAUACACAACUACAGCCAUAAAUGGGACAAAUUUUUGUACAUCAGCAAAGGAUUCUGUCUGUUUUUUGGCAAGGAAUUCUGCUAAACUGGCAUCCAUUAGCUGUUUUGGAGAUUUUCUCCUGUUUUUAGGAAAGGUGUUUGUUGUAUGCUUUACUGUUUUUGGAGGAUUGAUGGCAUUUAACUACCACCGGGAGUUGCAAGUUUGGGUAGUUCCUCUGUUGCUGGUUGGAUUUUUUGCCUACCUGAUAUCCCACAGCUUUCUGUCUGUGUUUGAAGUGACAGCAGAUGCCAUGUUCCUUUGCUUUGCUAUUGAUAUGGAAACAAAUGAUGGAACUGCAGAGAAGCCAUACUUCAUGGAUCAGGAGUUGCUGACCUUUGUGAGUCAGAGUAACAAGUUAGCAGAAGGGCGAGAACACAGAAACACGAGACCAUUCCAGGAUAAUGAAGAUGGGACAGAGCUCCAGCCUAUGACAUGAAUGUGAAGAACACCAGGAAGUGUGGAAGCAGAGCAGCAAUAGCAAAAAUGGUCAUAUCAGUAACGAUUACCAAUACCCCAGGAUAAAGUAUUGGUUCUUUAAAUCUGUUGUAUCUUCUGCACUGGUAAAAUGACACACAGUCUGUUUGUAUGAAUAAAAUAUUUUAUGUGUCAUCACAUCUGAUUUUUAUACCUAUGCUUGUUAUGAUGGUCAGAAAGUUGAUAAUAAACUCACUCUUUGUAAAUUUCUAUGUUGUCAGACUAAAUUAGUAAGUCAAAAAGGUCAUGGACCUAACAUGAUUUUCUCAGGCUUCUCUGGGAAUGCUGUGCCAGUCAUCCCUAGAACAGUAAAUGCAGAAACAUUUGUAGAGGAGGCACUCUGAGAUGACUGUUUUGAUUUAUUCUACAUAUCUGAACAGCGAAUUAAGGAACAGACUGAGCUCACUGAUGGAAAUUACCCUUGAUAGAAAUUCUCUGUAGUCAAUAUAAUUAGUGGUUAUGAAGUAGGUGUCUUUAUUUUAAUUAUACUCUUUUGGGAAUGUUUUUUACAAGCUCAUAUCAUUAACUGUCCAUCUCCUCUCUGAAGGGCAGAUGAGAAAUAGCCCUUCCUUCCUUCCUUCCUUCCUUCCUUCCUUCCUUCCUUCCUUCCUUCCUUCCUUCCUUCCUUCCUUC
Messenger RNA from Poecile atricapillus (Black-capped chickadee), 3316 nucleotides. RefSeq names its product solute carrier family 44 member 3 (gene SLC44A3). The record is from RefSeq and is a predicted model, not a curated record. Gene Ontology annotation, molecular function: transmembrane transporter activity. Gene Ontology annotation, biological process: transmembrane transport. NCBI's taxonomy places the organism in Eukaryota, Metazoa, Chordata, Aves, Passeriformes, Paridae. The coding region runs from base 819 to 2645 and encodes 608 amino acids. The transcript is spliced from 16 exons. Gene Ontology annotation, cellular component: membrane.